Messenger RNA from Papilio polytes (common Mormon), 2347 nucleotides. Its product is annotated as transcriptional repressor CTCF-like. Bases 234 to 776 code for a protein of 180 amino acids. Lineage: Eukaryota; Metazoa; Arthropoda; Insecta; Lepidoptera; Papilionidae. The transcript has a single exon. The record is from RefSeq and is a predicted model, not a curated record.
UGACAUUUCCAAACAGAAGCAUUUCUGACGUUUGUCAAAUUUCUCGAUUUAUUGUAUUGUUUUAAAUCGACAAAACUGUUUAUUUACACACAUUUUUCGCUGAAAUAUGACAAUAAUUAUCACAACAACAUACUAUUUAUGAUAUAAACUUAUAAUUAUUGAGUGAAACUCGCAACAAACAUAAACUAACAGUGCUUACGUGUAAUAAAAUAUUGAGAAAAACCACAUCAGUUAUGAAUAAAAAGCCAAAAAGUGGUCCUAGGAUUCGUAUAACAAGACAAGCUUUACGUAAAAAGGAAGAAGGUACAGAAGUGAAAGAAGAUAGCAGCUUCAUUUAUACUUGUCAAUAUUGUCGGGUUAAAUUUACACAAAACAGUCAUUUUUUCCGACACAUGACAUCAAAUCAUCAAGCGCAACAGAGAGAAGCCACUUUCGAGUGCAAUGAGUGUCAAAUUAUCUUCACAAAGAAGAAUCUGUUAGAUCUACAUUAUAAAAAGCGUCAUCAAAUAAAAAAUAAAUCGAAAUGUGAAACGUGUGCGAUAACUUUUAAAUCUAGAUAUUGUUUACGUCGACAUAUGAAGUUAAAGCAAAUUAUGAAUGAAAAUUCAUGUGUGAAGUGUCAGAAGAAGUUUACUAAUAAAGAUUUACUUGUUAAACAUGUUAAAAAUAAGCAUACAUUUAAAAAUGUGACUUAUCAAUGUGAACUUUGUACUCUUAAGUUUAAAGCUAAAAAAUCUUUACAAACUCACUUAAGUAGGAUACAUAAAAGAUUAUGAUUAAUGUAAUUUUAUGUAACUGAGUUUUCACUACCAAAACAUUGACAAAAACAUCUCAAUCUGCCCUUUUCUUUAUUACUGUGUGCACAGUAUGUACCUUUACUUACAUCUCUAUCAGCUGAAUAUCUGAAUUCACUGCCUUCUCUAGCAUAUCCUCUGCAUCACAAUACAUGCUUUCCCCUGCGUACUGUACAGUAUGUACUCUUACAUACAUCUCAUCAGCUGAUUAUCUGAAUUCACUGCCCUCUCUAGCAUAUCCUCUGCAACACAAUACAUACUUUCCCCUGAGUAGUGCACAGUAUGUACUCUUACAUAUAUCUCUCCCACAUAUCCUCUUUGAAAUACAAUUGUUUUAGUUCUGAAAACUCUGUUUAGUUGUUACCAUAUAUUUCAGUUAACUAUUUCUAUUUUUGUACAACUAAAAUACUCUAUUAACAACUUUAGACAUGGGUAACUUAAAAAUACUGAUCUGCAGAUCAAUUCAUGGUUCACAAGAAUUAGGUAAAUUUGUGAAGUUAUGAUUUAUGUCACAAACUAUGAUUUGCAAGUUACAAGACAACUGGUGGCUUACUGGAUUAGUUAUAUCAUGUUGAGCAGUUAAUUUAACCCUUAAGGUUAUAUUUUUUUGUUUUAAAUACCUUAAAUUGAAACAGGUAGUUAAUUAAACAUAAAUUAAUGGAAAAAUAAAGGAAAAAAAUAUUUUUCAAAGUUGUCCAUUGCAUAAGGUAGAUAAUACUGAUUUAUAAAUGCAUCAUCAUGCAUUUAAGGAUUAGAUUGUUGAGUAGCAGCUCAACAGUUCACUUCUAUGUGAACAACCCAAUUCUGAGCUGAGUUACAUGUGUGUUGUUGAAAUUAAUUUGUUAAUGAGUGAAUUUCUAAUAUCUACACUUAGUUGUGACCGAUUUUGAGUGGCAGUUAAAAUAAAUAAUGUACUUAUGUUUAAUACAGCAGUAUUAGUUUUUGCACAAAGUUUCAAUAGAUAUUAGCUUAAUUUGCCCCAUUGUGCUUCAGAUUAGUCUGGAGUACAAUGGGGCAAAAAGGUGGUUAUAAAUGGAACUAUAUUAUGACAGCUCCGCACCCUUUUGUACCAUUGUCUUUAUCCAUGUAGGUUUUACAUCUUUGCUGUCUGAACUAUCAAAGAGUGCCUCAUGCAUUUUAAGAAAUGUGAAUUAAUUUUUUUCACUGGUACUUUCUCUGAAAGGUAAUAUAUCAGUUGUCAAGCUUAGUAUUGACAUGUAAAAAUGAAAUGUAAAGUGACAAGUAUGCCUACUCUGUUUUUUUUGUAUGUCUUUGGCCUCAUACUGGACAUAGUUUGUAUUUAAAAUAGUUUUAGCAAGAAGUGUCCUUAAAAUUUAUAAAUACCCUUAGUUUUAGAUUUUUUAAGGCAGUAACCUUCUCCGUUGUUAACAGAAUUUUUUAACAAAGUUUUUCAAAAUCUGUCAAAUAGUUUAGGAGAGCAAAUUGUAUUUUUCUUAACAUGAAUUUGUGGAAACUCAGUUUGUAUCGUCAAUUAAAAUGGUUUGGUUGUAAUUUACUUGUAAAUAUCUAGUUUUUAUUUAGAUUAAGAAAAU